AAAAAACAAAAAAAAAAGGAAAGAAGAAGGGGAGGGAAACCCGACUCGAAUCUUGUGCCAGCUCAAUCCAUCCCAUUUUGAAACUGCAAUUCAGUUGCCAAAACCCUAAUCUCUCAAAUUUGAAUUCUGUCUGAAGCGAAGAAUUCCCAAAUGGGAGCUGUCGCAUUCUAAUUCUUCAUCUCCUCAAAACCCUACAAAGAUGUUUAGUAGUUCCAAGAGUGAGAGCGACUCCUCUUAUGACAUUGAGGAUCUCUUACAGAUUGAAACAAGAUGUAAACAGCUAAAAAGAGAAAAAAACAUGUUGAGAGAGUCACAAUCUGAAAGCUUUGAGCUGAUUAGGAGAUUAGAGUUACAUGUGAGAACAUUAUCUGAAGCCCGCUCCGAAGACGAGAAACACAUCCAAGAGUUGGAAAGAGAGCUGAGGAACUGUUCUCAAGAAAUAGAUUACCUGCAGGAUCAACUAAAUGCAAGGGAUGCAGAGGUGAAGUGUCUGGGUGAGCAUGUACACAGCCUUGAGUUAAAACUAGCAGACAAGGAUAAUUUAGAGGAUAUGAUUGGCAGGUUAAUGGAGGAACUGAAGAGGUCAAAUUCAGAGUGCAUGCUCUUGAUGCAGGAAUUGGAGAACAAAGAAGUGGAGUUGCAAAUGUCUAGUCUGUGCAUAGAUAAACUAGAGGAGUCUAUUUCAUCUGUAACAUUAGAGUUUCAAUGUGAAAUGGAAAGCAUGAAGCUUGAAAUGAUUACCUUAGAGCAGAGCUGCUUUGAAGAAAAAUUACAGGAUGAAGCCAGUGAAGAAAAAACUAAAAUGAAUGGGUUGAUUCAAGAGUUUCAGGUCCAGCUUCAGGAUGCACAGAAAAUGAUCGAGUGUUUGGAUAAGGAAAAUAAAGAACUUAGGGGAAAGCUUAAAACAUCUGAAAUGGAUGCCAUCUUACUUCGUCAAAAGAUCAAGGAACAUACAGAAGAAUGGCUGGAAAACAAGGAUGAAUCUGAAUUAAAAACUCAGUCUUCUUCUGGUGAAUUAGAGAGCAAAUUUAACCCAUCAACAGAAAUGAGCACUAGUGCGGAAGUUUUGGUUCCUGUGUUUCCAAAGUUGGCAGUAUCAGCAACAUCAGAUGGAGAUUCGAAGGAGAAGAUGGAGAAGAUGUCACAUCAAAUCCAUGGCUAUGAACUUCUUGUGAAGCAGCUCAAGGAAGAAUUGAGAGAAGAAAAGUUGAAAGCAAAGGAAGAAGCAGAGGACCUAGCUCAAGAAAUGGCUGAGUUAAGGUACCAAAUUACAGGUAUGCUUGAAGAAGAGUGCAAACGCCGUGCUUGCAUUGAACAAGCAUCUUUACAGAGAAUAGCUGAGUUAGAGGCACAGAUUCAGAAAGAACAAACAAAAUCCUAUGCUGCUAUCAGGCGUGUCCGUGGAGCAUAGGAACUGGCUGUACAGAUAUUAUGAGGCCCACCAUUUGGAACAUUUGCCAAUAGGUUUA
Molecule: messenger RNA, 1469 nt
Organism: Vitis riparia (riverbank grape)
Lineage: Eukaryota; Viridiplantae; Streptophyta; Magnoliopsida; Vitales; Vitaceae
Product: FYVE and coiled-coil domain-containing protein 1-like
Source: RefSeq, a predicted model, not a curated record